Mugil cephalus (flathead mullet) is the source of this 2445-nucleotide messenger RNA. RefSeq names its product arginine and glutamate rich 1a (gene arglu1a). The coding region runs from base 255 to 1061 and encodes 268 amino acids. The transcript has 4 exons. Gene Ontology annotation, molecular function: cadherin binding. The record is from RefSeq and is a predicted model, not a curated record. Gene Ontology annotation, cellular component: nucleoplasm; mitochondrion. NCBI's taxonomy places the organism in Eukaryota, Metazoa, Chordata, Actinopteri, Mugiliformes, Mugilidae.
GGUGCAUGCUGGGAAACUACAAACUCGACGAACCGCCAUCUUUCUUAACAGCGAGUUAGUAGGGCAAAUAACAACGAGUUUCAAAUUAUUAUUUCUCCAAAGGCGAACCGUUGAAGCAGUUGUACUUAACCUUAUAUCGUAUAUAACAAGUAAAGAGAGGCGCGGGUGUGGCGAGGUUUAUGAUAUAGUAUACACAUCAGCCGUAACGCGCACAGCGGUUUGGUGUAGGCGCUCGACAAGUGGAGGUGGUCAACAUGGGCCGCUCUCGAAGCCGCAGCUCGUCCCGGUCCAAACACUCCAAAACCAGCAAGCACAGCAAGAAACGGAGUCGGUCUCGGUCUAAGUCGAGGGACAGGGAGAGGUCCAAGAAGCGGUCGAAGUCCCGGGAAGCGAAAAGGAAUCGGCGCAGGGAGUCUCGCUCCCGUUCCCGGUCCACCACAGCCUCGUCUCGCAGAGAGCGAGCAGCCUCGCCGCCGGAGCGCAUCGACAUCUUCGGCAGGACGCUGAGUAAGAGAAAUGCCCUGGACGAGAAGCAAAGGAAGGAAGAGGAGGAACGGAAGGCAGAAAUGGAGAGACAACGGAAAAUACGGCAGCAGGAGAUUGAGGAGAAGCUGAUUGAGGAGGAGACGGCGCGGCGAGUGGAGGAGCUGGUGGCCAAGCGGGUGGAAGAGGAGCUGGAGAAGCGCAAGGACGAGAUUGAGCGGGAGGUGCUGCGGCGCGUCGAGGAGGCAAAGCGCAUCAUGGAGCGGCAGCUGCUGGAGGAGCUGGAGAGGCAGCGGCAGGCUGAGCUGGCGGCGCAGAAAGCCAGAGAGGAGGAAGAAAAAUCUAAGCGGGAAGAGCUGGAAAAAAUCCUGGAGGAGAAUAACCGCAAGAUUGCCGAGGCUCAGGCCAAACUGGCUGAGGAGCAGUUGCGUAUUGUGGAGGAGCAGAGAAAGAUCCACGAGGAGCGCAUGAAGCUGGAGCAGGACCGUCAAAAGCAGCAGAAGGAGGAACAGAAAAUCAUCCUUGGCAAGGGCAAAUCCCGGCCCAAACUCUCCUUCUCCCUUAAGGCCACCGAAUGAGAUGCUUCCCCAUCAUCGACAUGUCACGCCCAGCCUUCAUCCCCACCCAGCUCUCCUCCUCAUCGUUCAGCCCCACUCCUCCGCUACGGAACGCUCGCUUCGUUUUGGAAGUGCUGACGGAAGGCAGAGGAAAGGGGCUUAACCCAGCGAGCGAGCUUUCUCAUCCUCGUGAAGGCCAACGUUGUCCCUCCUGGUCUUGAAGAGGAAGCAGCUCUCACCCCUGAAGGAUCUGACUGCUCCCUCCGUCCUUCCUCGGCCCGCCACACAGAUGACUCUUGUUUGUUCUUUGUUGUUUGUUUUGUUUUUUUUUUUCUCGAUUUUAUUUUAAUUUUUAGGGAACUUGAACUUUGAUGUAGAAUGCUAUAACCUGUCCCUCCCCCUGUAAGUCUUAACUCUUGUGUAACAAUGAGCAGCUAUGCGUUUGCGCCCUUCAUCACAGCCAGCAAACGACAACAGGAAGACAGUCCUGAGAGAGAAGGAGUGCGCUCAGUGUGAGACCUAGUGCAAAUUGGGAGUUGGCUUGUGGUUGUUCCUUUUUCUAUGUUUUAAAAGUGAGACCCUUAAUUGGCAGACACAGUGGUAACAAAUCACAGCACAGCAUUUAAAAAGCACAGUUUAACUUCCCGUCCAGUUGUCCACCUCAGCUACUUCCUUUACCCGUAUGCUGUCCCUGCCCUAGAAAUCUAGAGCUUCUUUUCUCCCUGCUUCGGCUCUAUCUGCCGUGUGUACACUUGUUCUAAAUGGCAUAACAGCAUGUUGUCUUGAGGGGAAACAUGGAGCUCGUGUUUGAUUUAAAGUCGCUGCAGUGCAGGUGAAGUUGAGCCCGACUCAAAAGCUACCACUGAUUGAACCACAAACCAACAGGAUACGUGUCGUUUCCAAGAUAAGGGGGCCUGUGGGUUAUGGAGGAGACGGGUCUUUUCCUUUAUGAUGUAAUGUAAUUAGCCUUGCUGUGACACGCCGACUCCCACUCUCUCUCUCUUCCCCUGAGUUCAGAUUGCAUUAUGAUUCAUGGUUACAAAACUUAAAAGUCGCAGUAAUGGUAAAUAUCUGAGCUUUGUUUUUAUCAGACUCUGUGAAUUGUACAAAAACUCCCAACCUUCAGUCCGUGUCCUGUCUCAGAGCUAUGUUGUAGUAAAUUAUCUGGGCAAGAUGCCUCGCUUGGUAAGUCUUGAUUUGUAGAGGAUGCACAAGUUCAGGUAAGAAAAGGUUUGAGGUUAGUGCGAGUGCGUGCGAGUGUGUUUGCGUGUGAAUGGUCGUGACUGACGGGCUGACCUCAGGUGGGUAUAUGACUUCUUAUUGUGGGAUCUUGAUUUGUCAUCCAACUCCCCCCCCCCCCCCAACUGUCAAGGGACUGAACAGAUUAAUAAAUCCAUUGAAUGCC